Molecule: messenger RNA, 1545 nt
Organism: Ctenocephalides felis (cat flea)
Lineage: Eukaryota; Metazoa; Arthropoda; Insecta; Siphonaptera; Pulicidae
Product: actin-3-like
Exons: 6
Coding region: 302-1357 (351 amino acids)
Source: RefSeq, a predicted model, not a curated record
AAUGAAACAUCCAAAGGUAAACCAUAAAUAAUAUAACAUGCCAUCGGUGCGACUGUUCCAAAAGUGAGAUAUCUCGUAUACUUAGUUGAAAAUUUUAUCUAAUCUUAUCUGUAACAAUAAUUAUGUUUGAUAUUAGUAUAUUUCGCAGUGCUAUGCUAACUAUCAUAUUUAGCAACAGAAAAAGUGAUUCAUAUUGUUUCAAUAAAUACAGUUUGUGAUCAGAUGUUCAAGUGACAAGGUUUGUGCCAAGGAAACGUCACGUGAGAACCGGCUACGUGUGAAAAGUGAUUGUUCCAUCAGAAUGUAUCGAGAGGCAAUUGUUGUUGACAAUGGAUCAGAAUCAUGCAGAUUCGGUCUGUCCGGUGAUGAAAUUCCGCGCAUUUCCAUACCUCUGUCGAGCGACAAUCCAAAUAGAACGGAAGCAUUUAGCAAAACAUCAAACGACGUGAUUUCGCGAGGAAUCAUCACCGAGUGGGACACAAUGGAGAAAAUAUGGAGUGACACGUUUUCCGAAAAGUUGCAAGUCGACACCAAAGAGCAUCCGAUACUGAUGACGGAAUCGGCCAUAUCCGAAAAGUCUAAUCGAACGAAAAUGACACAGAUAAUGUUUGAGAAAUUUUCAACGCCUGCAAUGUUUUUGGCAACACCAGCAGUGCUGUCCCUGUAUGCCUGUGGACGGACAACAGGCGUCGUCGUAGACAUUGGACAUGGGGUCUCUCACACCGUACCUAUUUAUCAAGGUUAUGCUCUUCCUAAAGCUGCUCAUCACUCACCUUGUGCAGGGAUGGAUCUCACAAAUUAUUUAAUAUCACUUUUAAGAGAACGUGGACACAUUCUUACAACUCCCGAUGAUAGAAAAGUGGUCCAUAGCAUGAAAGAACAAUUUUGUAGAAUUGCUCUUAAUUUUGAAGAAGAAUUAAAGGGUCCCAAAACAGAAAAUAAACAUACGUUACCUGAUGGAACUGUUAUCACAAUGACUGAUGAAUGUAUAAGAUGUCCAGAGGCUCUUUUUAAGACUUAUUUGAUAGAUUCUACUGCCCAGGGUAUUCAUGAAGCAGUUUUUUCUUCUAUUAUGGCCUGCGAUAUGGAUAUCAGGAGGGAUUUGUUUGCCAACAUCAUUUUAACAGGUGGUUCAACGUUGUUCGAGGGUUUUGUCCCCCGUCUCCAAAAGGAGUUAGACAAAUUAUCUCCAAGAAAUGUCCAAGUUAAAAUCAAGGCACCAGAUGACAGGAAAAAUACUGUCUGGGUCGGAGGUUCUAUUCUUACAUCUUUAUCAUUAUUUGAGCAAAUGUGGGUCACUCGUAAAGAAUAUGAAGAAAUGGGUCCAUCGGUAGUUCACGCCAAAUGUUACUGUUAGAAAAUAAUAGUUAGAAUUAAUAUUUAAUCAUUCCAGUCACCUGUUAAAUCAUUAGUUAUAGCAAUAAUUAAUAGUAGGUUUUAAUACUAUUAAGAUUUUUAUAUAAUAUUUAUUUAUAUAUUCAAAUGUUAAGCUUAUAUUAUAUUUAUAUGAUCAGUUCUCAGUAUCGUCGAUGUAUUUUUGUAAAU